CAGUCAUACGUAAAAAUGAAAAAUCUACAAAAAAUAUUCACUCACAAAGUCACAUCCUAUGCCAACAAAGUUACAUCUCUAUGGUUAAAUCGUAGUACUGUCACUGUGUGGCAUUUAUCGUAAAAGAUAAUUUUACUUACAUCGUAUGUAACAAUUUAAGUAAUGGUUAAACAGGAUAUACUUACCGUUGUUUUAAAAACACCCAUAGGCAUCGUAUCUUUGAUUCAUACGAGCCGUGGCAUUAAAGAAAUUAACUUGGAUAAAUCUGUGAACCACGAUCCCGAUAUAGUAAAUCACAACAUGACGAACUACAGUGUUUCUAUUGAAAGCAGCAGCGGCCCAUUAACAGAAUGUGCCCAGGACUCAAUACGUUGGGUGGAAAUGUUUUUUGACCCAAAAUCAAACUCUUAUUUGAAAGUACCUGCUAUAGAUAAUGAAAUUGUAAAGAAAGACAACUUUACCGGCCGCGUUUUGAGAAGUCUGAUGGAAAACACUGAAAGAGGCACGACCGUAUCUUAUGCUAAACUAGCAGCUAUGUGUGGCAGUCCAAAGGCUUGUAGAGCAGUGGGUCAAGCCAUGAGAGCGAAUCCAAUUCCCCUUCUUGUUCCUUGCCACAGAGUUAUAGCAAGCGAUGGUGGAUUAGGUCAUUAUAUGUCUGGUAAAGGUGACAAUAUAAAAUCAUGGUUGCUUGAGUUUGAAAAAUCAUCUGCAUUAAAUUAAGAUAUAUAUAAUAUAUACCUGUUUUUUUUUUUCGGUCGUUGAAUUUAAUGGUAAUCUUUUUUCUGUACAUAACACUGCCCUUAUUCUAUGGUGCUCUACAAAUGUUAUAAACAUAAUUUGGAUCAGGAUAUUUUUACUUCUAAUAUAACCUGUAUUCAUAAUCUCGGUUCUAGUGAAGACGCUUAUUUGCCUACCACUAACCCCAUAACCACCAACUUCUAACACUUUCCACCAGCCUAUUCUGCUGUGUACGGGAGGAUUCUUCACUGGUGUGCAGUGUUUUUAUUUCUUUUACCA
Molecule: messenger RNA, 1017 nt
Organism: Ciona intestinalis (vase tunicate)
Lineage: Eukaryota; Metazoa; Chordata; Ascidiacea; Phlebobranchia; Cionidae
Product: methylated-DNA--protein-cysteine methyltransferase-like
Biological process (GO): DNA repair
Cellular component (GO): nucleoplasm
Molecular function (GO): methylated-DNA-[protein]-cysteine S-methyltransferase activity
Source: RefSeq, a predicted model, not a curated record